Messenger RNA from Aspergillus heteromorphus CBS 117.55, 1220 nucleotides. RefSeq names its product Isochorismatase hydrolase. The transcript has 2 exons. Bases 220 to 816 code for a protein of 198 amino acids. The record is from RefSeq and is a predicted model, not a curated record. NCBI's taxonomy places the organism in Eukaryota, Fungi, Ascomycota, Eurotiomycetes, Eurotiales, Aspergillaceae.
CAUCCCUCGUCAGCACUAGUCGCCUUCCAUCUGACCGACUCUCUGCUCUCCGCUCGUCAGCGCACACACUAGCUCCUUCCUGGAGUAGCUCCUUCCUCUUCUCCAACGGUCCAGCCGGGGUGGGACGAUACAAGAAUCCGCGCCCUUCCUCCCCUCCAUACCCCCCUCCCUCUCUCCCUUCAUCCACCCCAUUUGACCCUGUGCAACCCCAUCGCUACCAUGGCAUCCCGCAAGGCCCUCUUCGUCAUCGACAUCCAAAACGAGCUCGCGACCGACCCCAAGACCCGCGUGCCGCAUGCCGCCCGGGUGACCGCUGCGACCGAGGGCAUCCUCCAGGCCGCCCGAUCGGUCAUCGACGCGCAUCUCGCGCAGGACCAGCGGUCCCCCUGCCUCAUCGUCUUCGUCCAGCACGAGGAGUCCGGUGACGAUGCGACGAUGCUGAAGGGCUCAGAGGCGUGGGAGCUCGUCUUCACUCCGCGUCCGGAGGUCGGCGAGGAGAUCCUGGUGGCUAAGAAUACCGGAAACACCUUCAAAUCGAACCCCGGGUUGGCCGCUCGCCUCCGCGCCGCGGGCGUCACGGAGAUAAUCGCGGUCGGGCUGCAGAGCGAGCGCUGCGUGGAGGCCACCUGCAAGGGCGCCCUGGCCGCCGGCUUCCGCGUCACCGUCCUGGCGGGCGCCCAUUCGACCUACGACGCGGACGGGGCCACGGCGGUCGAGAUCGAGCGCCAGGUCGAGCAGCGCCUGCACACCCGCGGCGUGCGCAUCGCCCGGUGGGAGGAGGUGACCACGGCCUGGGUGCGCGAGGGCAAGGUCUGAGCACGGACAUGCGGAUGGGAAUGGGGACUUUGACGUCGCGAUGGACGUCUUGUUUAUUAGUAGCCCCAGAAGCCUUGCUCCCCCGACGCGGCCAGGGCCUGGGUGCAGGGCACGGUUAGGAGGGAUAUCAUGCCUGACGGAGAUAUACCGGACAACGGUUCAAGUCAGGGCUUUGCCAGCAGGUAUGGGGGGAGGGCCCCGGGGAAUCAGGGUUGUCCGCGGACCUAUAUCAUGAUAUCUUCUCGACCGGACGCCGCACGCUUCGGAGUAGGAGGACAUGCGGCUUAGCCCGGGUGAUAUUUUAUAACUUCGUGAAGUCAGGGAAUUCGCAGAGUAAUAUAAGAAGCUUGAUCGGCCAUCGUCCUGAUAUAAUGCCCCAACGUGUGCCCGAUAAUAUGGUAGUA